AUGUCGUCCCCAACAAUGAAAGCAGUGAACUACGAAGGGCCUUACAAGGUCAAGGUGACCGAGGUGUCGUUGCCUAGAAUACAGCACCCUGACGAUGUCAUUGUCAAAGUUACCACAGCUGCCAUUUGCGGCUCGGAUCUGCACAUGUAUGGGGGGAGAACAGCCGCAGAAGCCGGCAUCACCUUUGGCCACGAAAACAUGGGAAUUGUGGAAGAGCUUGGAAGUGGUGUCACACUCUUGAAAAAGGGUGAUCGUGUAGUCCUGCCCUUCAAUGUUGCUGAUGGUCGAUGCCAUAAUUGCGAGGAGGGACGGACCGCCUUCUGCACAGGUGUCAAUCCAGGAUUCGCCGGCGGUGCCUAUGGAUACGUUGCCAUGGGACCAUACCCCGGUGGUCAGGCACAGUACAUCAGAGUGCCCUACGCAGACUUCAAUGCCUUGAAGCUCCCUCCCGGCAAAGAGUUUGAAUCAGACUUCAUUCUGCUUGCAGAUAUUUUCCCCACCGGCUGGCAUGGAAUCGAGCUUUCUGGUUUCAGGCCCGGGGAGACCGUUGCUGUUUUUGGAGCUGGGCCGGUUGGUUUGAUGGCCGCAUACUCGGCAGUUUUACGAGGUGCCUCGAGAGUCUACGUAGUCGACCGCGUCGCCGAGCGCCUCCAUUCGGCAGAGAAAAUCGGAUGCACACCGGUUGAUUUUACCAAAGGUGACGCCGUUGAGCAGAUAAAAAGGCUGAACGGCGGAGAAGUGGACCGAUCAGUCGACGCGGUUGGGUAUCAAGCCGUGGGUGCUGGUGGCAACGCGGAGCAACUCAAUAUCGUGCUCGAGAACAUGAUCAAGAUUACUCGAGCUUGUGGUGGACUUGGAAUUCCGGGACUUUACGUACCCAGUGACCCAGGUGCAUCCGAUGACGCAUCGGCAAAGGGCAUGAUUAGCCUGAGUUUCGGCAAGCUUUUUGAGAAGGGUCUCUCUAUCGGAACAGGCCAAUGUAACGUCAAGGCUUACAACAGAUACUUGCGCGAUCUCAUUAUCGCAGGCAAGGCCAAGCCGAGUUUCGUGGUUUCUCAUGAGAUCAAUAUCGACGAUGCAGAGAUUGCGUAUGAGAAGUUUGACAAGAGAAUCGAGGGUUAUACGAAGGUUCUUAUUCACCCCAACGGAGGAUUUUAG
Messenger RNA from Colletotrichum graminicola M1.001, 1158 nucleotides. Its product is annotated as alcohol dehydrogenase GroES-like domain-containing protein. The transcript is spliced from 7 exons. Gene Ontology annotation, molecular function: oxidoreductase activity; zinc ion binding. Bases 1 to 1158 code for a protein of 385 amino acids. The record is from RefSeq and is a predicted model, not a curated record. Lineage: Eukaryota; Fungi; Ascomycota; Sordariomycetes; Glomerellales; Glomerellaceae.